AUGGACUUCUCAGACGUCGGCGUUCGCCACACUAUUCUCAACAGUAUCCAGUUGCAACACUUCAUCGACGUCUCUCCCUCGGCAGCUGCUAUUGCUAAGGAGGUCCGACUUUGCGUGAUUGCCGUUGUGGUUGGGUGGAUUACUACUCGCGUUGUCGCUAGCCUGUGCGAGUCCGAUAAAUCGUGCCAUUGUGACCGCGGCAAAGCUUCCAACCGCUCGAAGUGCUCCGAUACCGAAUAA
Penicillium cataractarum is the source of this 240-nucleotide messenger RNA. RefSeq lists its product as uncharacterized. NCBI's taxonomy places the organism in Eukaryota, Fungi, Ascomycota, Eurotiomycetes, Eurotiales, Aspergillaceae. The record is from RefSeq and is a predicted model, not a curated record. The transcript has a single exon. Bases 1 to 240 code for a protein of 79 amino acids.